AUGGCUUCUGAUCAGUCUCACAAGUUUUCCGGCAACUAUUUGGUGUUGAGGCCCAACCAAGUGAGCGUUUUCGAUCUCUUUCGUCUCCUCUGGAGCCAUGAGUUGGAGAAGAAAGCAUUUGUGGAGUGCCCACCAGAGAAAUUUCGGGAAAAUAUCCGUCGCAAAUGGCUUAUAUUCAUGUCUCUCUCAGCCCAAAAGCUGCUACUCCAUGCUGCAAAGCCCCUGAGAUGGUUCGGAGAAAAGCUUGAAAUGUGGGUGAACCUCGUCUCCUUCAACCGCAACAUUUUUGUGCUCUUGCUCAACUUUUUGCGAGGUAAAGUGAUAAUGCCUGAACGAGAUUCGGAAGUUUUCCUAUCAUUCCUAGGAAGUCUAGACAGGCGAGUUGCAUUAGACAAGAACAUAAAACCUGUAGAUAGCAGAUACUAUGGGGCACUGGCUGCUAUGGCUGCUAAAAUAUCCUAUGAGAACAGGGCUUUUGUUGAAAGAAUAAUUAGAGAUCACUGGAAGAUGGAAUUACUUGGGUAUUACAGCUUCUGGAAUGAUUAUCAAAAGAAAAGCAACACGCAAGCCUUUAUGGUUCAUGACAGAAGAACUGACAUGAUAGUUGUAGCCUUCAGAGGUACUGAACCCUUUACUGCAGAUGAUUGGAGUACUGACGUAGAUCUUUCCUGGUAUGAACUUGACGAAAUGGGGAAGAUCCAUGGCGGAUUUAUGAAAGCUUUAGGCUUGGUAAUGGAAAAAGGUUGGCCUCCAGAAGUUGAACAAGACAAUAGCCGGCCACUAGCUUACUACACCAUAAGGGAGAAGCUGAGAGAACAACUGAAGCUAAACAAGAAAACAAGAUUUAUGUUGGCUGGUCACAGCCUAGGAGGGGCACUAUCAAUUCUGUUUCCUGCUGUUCUGGCAUUGCAUAAAGAAACAUGGUUGUUAGAUAGAUUAGAAGGGGUGUACACAUUUGGGCAACCAAGGGUAGGUGACAAGAAGUUCAAAGAGUUCAUGGAAAUUCAGUUGCAGAAUCAUGAUUUCAGGUAUUUGAGGUAUGUUUAUUGCAAUGAUAUGAUUCCUAGAACCCCUACAGAUGACAAAACGUUUUUGUACAAGCACUUUGGGACCUGCCUUUACUUCAAUAGUUGCUAUAAGGGGAAGGUACGACGAGAACAACCCCACAAGAAUUACAUAUCGCUGUUUUUAUGGAUACCCAGGUUUCUAAAUGCGGUAUGGGAACUAGUGAGGGGAUUCAUUCUACCAUUGAUGAAGGGACAGGAAUAUAAAGAAGGUUGGUUGCUCAUACUGCUUCGGUUUUGGGGACUUGUUUUUCCGGGUUUAGCAGCUCAUAAUCCCCAAGAUUAUGUAAAUGCAACUCGAUUGAGUUCUCAUCGAAUGUAUCAACAACUUCGAGAUCACCAUCCUAUGAAUGGCUCAUACCUGGCAUGAGACACAAAAUAAACGUGCAGCAAAAAACAACAAUCAGCCCACAUAUAAAACUAACAGGAAAAUCAUCAGAGGAAAGCUAAAACAAAAGUAAGAGCCAAGCUUUUUCGAGUCUUAUUAAGGAUAUUUUAAUAUCCACCUUAGCUAAUGCAUCAACAAAAAAAAAUGGCUUCUCCCUUCUCUACAAGCAUCAGCGCAGCUGAAUUUUCUUUUAUUCUUAACAGAAUGGAAAUCAUGUUGAAGUGAUUCUUGUAUUGGCCUUCACACCAGAUUUGUCCACCAAGAUAGCGUGCUCUGAUAUCGCUUUAUUAUCUUGAGGCCAUUGUUUGGAGAUGUUUGUUGUGCUAUAAAGAAUCAUUAUAUCCAAUUUAA
Theobroma cacao (cacao) is the source of this 1803-nucleotide messenger RNA. RefSeq names its product triacylglycerol lipase OBL1-like. NCBI's taxonomy places the organism in Eukaryota, Viridiplantae, Streptophyta, Magnoliopsida, Malvales, Malvaceae. Gene Ontology annotation, biological process: lipid metabolic process. Gene Ontology annotation, molecular function: triacylglycerol lipase activity. The record is from RefSeq and is a predicted model, not a curated record.